Spizellomyces punctatus DAOM BR117 is the source of this 2220-nucleotide messenger RNA. RefSeq lists its product as uncharacterized. The record is from RefSeq and is a predicted model, not a curated record. NCBI's taxonomy places the organism in Eukaryota, Fungi, Chytridiomycota, Chytridiomycetes, Spizellomycetales, Spizellomycetaceae. Gene Ontology annotation, molecular function: 5'-3' DNA exonuclease activity; damaged DNA binding. The transcript has 4 exons. Gene Ontology annotation, biological process: interstrand cross-link repair; double-strand break repair via nonhomologous end joining; protection from non-homologous end joining at telomere. The coding region runs from base 1 to 2220 and encodes 739 amino acids.
AUGAAUGCCCCUGGAAAGCGCAAACGGGGCAGUGGAAGCAGUGGAAAGAGUAAACUCUCUGGAUCCCUCCGAGGGUUCCCUGCUGAAGGGCAGAAAUCUGGAAAUGCAAACAAGGGCCGUCGAACGGGAUCCGUUCCCGACAUCACCGCAGCGAGAAACGGUUCAACCCUCGAGGACUAUUUUCCAGGCUUGAGACCAGUCCACAGCAAUUCUACAACCUCUGACCCUUGUUUUGGAAAUCCUAUUCAGUUGGGGGAACCUCCAGGACUGACAAAGCUACCUGACGCGGAUUCAGAGUAUGUAAACCCGAACGGCGUGCGCUCUCCAAGGCUCUUGAAGGCGGAAAGUAUCGUGCCUGAUGAAAUCGAAUGUCCUAUAUGUGGAAUGAAGCUAGAGUCCUGCAAUUUGAAGGCAAACCUCCAUGUUAACAAAUGUUUGGAUAUUCGCGUCAUUUGUGACACAGGUGGGCAAGGCACGGCACAGGAAACUCUUGAAAGAGACGGCUUGUCUCUGAACAGAGUAUCCCACGUUCAAGUCAAUGGGAAUGUGAGCAACGUAACCUGUGUUUUGGGAGAUCCAAAUGUGUCAGAACCAGACAAUGCGAUGCCGACACUCAGUCUCGACAAUGCCACUGAGGGAGAAUAUGACAUGUACUCAGAGUUGGAUGAUGACCUAGAUGAUGAAUUUUGGGAGGCGGUCGAUGCUGUGGUACAAAGUGCUCAAGCCGGAGCAGUUUCGAGUGGAGUAACUGGCAACGAGCUGUUGGGAAGUUCUGCUGUUACAGCAGAUUGUACUAGUGCAGUGCCCACCCGUUCACUUGAAAUCAAUGAUGACGCAACUACCCGGAGCGCACAUCCUACACCUGAAGGUAAAUGGAAUAUGAGAAAGAAACAAUGUCCGUGGUACAAGAAGAUGCCAGGAACGAAAUUUUCUGUCGACGCCUUUUCUUACGGGAAGAUUGACGGAAUAGAGGGUUAUUUCCUUAGCCAUUUCCAUUCAGAUCACUAUGGAGGGCUCAACAAGUCAUUCACUCAUGGUCCAAUAUACUGUUCGACGGUUACAGGCAAUUUAGUGAUUCAGCAGCUUCGAGUUAAUCCAAAAUAUGUGGUACGAUUACCUAUGGAUACUGCGGUAGACGUCAUGGGAGUGCGGGUCACACUGAUCGAGGCCAACCACUGCCCAGGGGCUGUCUUGUUUCUCUUUGAGUUCCGCAAUCAAGACGGACAGAUGCGUCGAUAUCUCCACACUGGAGAUUUUCGCGCACAUGCCUCUCAGCUUGCGCAUCCAAGUCUACAGGCUGGGAAACUGGAUAUCAUAUAUCUUGACACAACUUACUGUCACCCAUCCCACCGAUUCCCACCCCAAGAUCAAGUAGUUGAAGCAAUAUGUGAGCUGUGUCGGAGGGUUUGUCAUCGUGGUGAGACGGUACAAAGCAUUAUCGCUAGCGGUAGCGACAAGAAGAAAGCUGCGAAAGAGAAACCACCCAGUGCAGCAGAGCUUUUAAAACGAUGGAUAGGCUGGGGAGUAACCAAAGGGCCAAAGCCGACAACCAAGCCCAAGAAUCGGUCUCGUACUCUAAUAAUCGUCGGGUCUUACACCAUCGGUAAAGAGAAAGUCUUUGCUUCCAUUGCUCAGACCCUUUCCACAAAGAUAUACGCAAACCACUACAAACGGACUGUACUCGCUGCAGAAGAAAACGCGGCUCUCGAUGAUUUGCUUUGCAAGAACCCGAAAGAGGCCGGCGUACAUGUGGUUGGAAUGGGAGGUCUUCGAGGCGAUGCUGUCAAAGAGUACAUAGUCAAGAAUGAUCUAUCGGACCAAUGUGAUUCAGUCAUCUGUAUUCGACCGACCGGAUGGACAUUCCGGCCAUCAAAGAGUAACCCGAUAGCUGAGCAGAAACCCUUUGAUGUGGGAGCAUUAAAGCCAAGCUAUAGUUACAUCCAAAUCCCUGCUCCGCCAGCAAAAGGGCCAAUUAAUGGUGGUAAUACCACCCUGAAGCCUAAAGCUGUACCGUUGAUUACUAUUCCUUUACCUUACAGUGAGCACAGCAGUUUUGAAGAACUGGAAAUGUUUGUUAAAACGCUAACUGGGCGAAAGAAUGGAGGGGUGGACCGUGUCAUUGCGACUGUAAGAGGAAGUGGGGAUAAGGGACGUGAAAUUGACGAAUGUUGUCGGAAAUGGGUGGAGGAAGGCAGACGCGUGGGAUUCGUGGCGGAUUGA